Molecule: messenger RNA, 606 nt
Organism: Protobothrops mucrosquamatus (brown spotted pit viper)
Lineage: Eukaryota; Metazoa; Chordata; Lepidosauria; Squamata; Viperidae
Gene: ZC2HC1B
Product: zinc finger C2HC-type containing 1B
Exons: 7
Coding region: 1-606 (201 amino acids)
Source: RefSeq, a predicted model, not a curated record
AUGAGUGUGGAUUCUGAAAACAAAGCAUAUGCCACAGAGGUUGGCGCACCAAAUUUGCUUCCUUGUGACACCUGUGGAAGGCAUUUUGCACCGGAAGCACUGGCAAGGCACAAUCUGAUAUGCAAAAAAAUUUUCAACAAGAAGCGCAAGCCAUUCAAUUCCUUGAAACAACGACUACAGGGAACUGACAUCCCAACAGUGAAAAAGCAGCCACCCACAAAGAAUGGACGGGAGAAAAAAUCAAAUUGGAGGCAGCAGCAUGAAGAUUUUAUUUCGGCCAUCAGAGCAGCUAAACUUGCAACUCAAGCCAUGAAAGAAGGCCGUCCUCUUCCACCACCACCACCUCCAUCCAUUAACCCAGAUUAUAUUCAAUGUCCUUACUGUAUGAGACGGUUUAAUGAGACUGCUGCAGAAAGGCACAUCAAUUUUUGCAAAGAACAAGCAGCCAGAAGAUCCUUUGCUCCAGGCCAGAAGGGAGGCAAACCAGCUUCAGGAAAACAAGGAGUUUCCAAAAAAGAACCAACUUUAACAAAUGCUGUGGGGACACUACUUCAAAACAGAUUGCAAGGGACAAAUACUGGCCAAUCUGUAACAGAUACUGUAUAA